Messenger RNA from Entrophospora candida, 1062 nucleotides. The record is from the annotation of a GenBank genome assembly. NCBI's taxonomy places the organism in Eukaryota, Fungi, Glomeromycota, Glomeromycetes, Entrophosporales, Entrophosporaceae.
AUGAAUAAUCUUAAAAAAAUCUCCAAUUUUACACUACCAAGACACAGAAAGACUGAACCAACGUUAUUGUGGUGGACUAAAGUUGUUGUCUCAAUAGUCCUUUUAAGUGGAUUAAUUUUGUAUAUAUAUGUUUUAAUUGAUUUGAUUAUAAAAGAUGAGCCUUCGAUUCAAUAUUCUACUGUUAAGUUAGACUCACAACCUUUUCCAGCGCUUAAUAUCACUCUGCCAUCACAUGCAACAAUCGAUUGCAAAUUUUAUACAAAAGAUGAUGAUACACUUAGUCUUACUUUCUUAGCUGAUUGUUCUGCCAAUCUUGAAUUGUUCAACGAUAGAAGUUAUAAAUUUACUCCUACUGAAAAUAUGAUUAAUUCUAGUGGCCUGUUGCACCUUUCUUGGAAUAAUAUUCCUGGAAAUGGCUUAAAUAUUAUUGGAUUUUGUGAAGAAUUAGUUGAUAUCAAAAAUAAUUAUCCGGGUCAAACUAACCUCCAAAAUUACAUAGAUUAUCUCCAAUAUAACUUUGUAUAUAUUCAAGAAAACAAGAUGAAUGUUGUUUAUAUUAAAUGGACUAGAAAAAAUUACUUGAUUCGUGAUUGGACAAAUUAUUUAGGUUUUCCUAAUCAUCAUAUUUCACUUCGUAUUCCAGAACCAAUAGCUUCAGCACCUAUAGUAGAAUACAAUCGGACCGCAGUAUCCAUUGUACCAUAUGGUUAUACAAAUAGAUAUUUUGAAACUGUUGAAACAGAAAAAAGAUUUGAAACUGUCUUAAGCAAUGUUGGUCCACUUGGAGGUGCAAUUAGCAUACUGUUAGGAAUUUAUGCUAUUUUAUUUGUGAUUCCUUUGACCGAGAAAAAUCAUUUACAUUAUGAAAGGUCUAAAGAUCCAAAUAUUUCAGAAAUUGAAGAUCCAAGUAUUUCAGAAAUUAAAAAAGACCUUGCCUCUCUUACCACAAGAUUUCAUUCUUUGGAAACAAUUCUAAGAGAGUACGUUAUAAAUUCGGAUUUCCUUGAUGAAUUGGAGACUGGAAAAACGAGCGAAGCAAUGCUAGAAGCUGCAUUUAUAUAG